Messenger RNA from Lactuca sativa (garden lettuce), 428 nucleotides. Lineage: Eukaryota; Viridiplantae; Streptophyta; Magnoliopsida; Asterales; Asteraceae. The record is from RefSeq and is a predicted model, not a curated record.
CCCUAACUAUCACUCCCUCUCUGAUUUCAUAUUUUCCAUCGAUCACCCCCUGUGAUUUCAUCUUCUCCAUCGACAAUGGUGAUGUGCUUCUGCAGAAAGUGGGCGAUAGUUCGGACAUCGUGGACAGAUAACAACCCAGGGCGUCGAUUUUGGGGAUGUCCUGACCCAAAUUCAUCAUGUGGGUUUAUUGGGUGGUAUGAUGAACCCAUGUGUGCUCGUUCCAAAGUUAUAAUACCAGGGCUGCUUAGGACAAUCAAUAAGCUACGAAAAGCAAUGGAUGAUAUAAAAGAACAAGCAAGCAAGCAUGAAAAAGCAAUGGAGAAGAUCAAAGAACAAGCAACUAUGUUGAAGUAUUACCUAGUCUAUAGUUGGAUUUUUUUGUUGUUGUGUUGCUGUUCUUGUUGUAAGUCCACAGGUUGAUUGUGGUU